GGGGACGUUUGCAGGACACCCUUAACUGCGGAGCGACGUGAAGCUGAGACUCGCUACUCAAGCAAUGCUUCAUCUGCUGCAAAGCAGCUGAGUAGUGCAGAAGGCCAUCUGAACAAGCUAGCAGUGGAUCCUGCUCUAACAGAAGCAGAAGCUGCUCUCAAAGACUUCCGCCACAGCAGUGAUGCAGUGGGAUGCGCCGAAUCUGUACGAGUGAUCUCCAAGGCGCAACAGAUCAAGGCCUUUCUGUCGGAUGACGAGGAUGCCCGCUCGCUUCAGCCAGAGGUGAUGGUGACGCAGGAGCUAGAGAAGGCCAAGGCAAGUAGCGACCGCGCCGCGCAGGCGAUUCUUUAUUUGGCUCUGUGCGAGAUCCUGUCCUUCGGCACUGCCGAUAAAGGCGCUCCCAGCCGGGCCAUGCGAGACAAGGCCCUGGAGGCCGGUAACGAGGCCGCGGAUCUUUUUCAAGGUCUUGCCGAGACCAGGAUGCAAGCGC
Molecule: messenger RNA, 490 nt
Organism: Effrenium voratum
Lineage: Eukaryota; Dinophyceae; Suessiales; Symbiodiniaceae
Source: the annotation of a GenBank genome assembly